Molecule: messenger RNA, 862 nt
Organism: Suillus subaureus
Lineage: Eukaryota; Fungi; Basidiomycota; Agaricomycetes; Boletales; Suillaceae
Exons: 5
Coding region: 40-630 (196 amino acids)
Biological process (GO): mRNA splicing, via spliceosome
Cellular component (GO): nuclear speck
Molecular function (GO): RNA binding
Source: RefSeq, a predicted model, not a curated record
CUUAGAUCCAAACCACGACCAUCUGCUCAACACUCAAACAUGCCGCGCAUCCUCUUUGUCAGUGGAUUUCAUCCUUCUACUAGGGCACGCGACCUUGCAUUCGAAUUUGAACGAUUCGGUCCUUUGGUCCGCUGUGACGUUCCGGCCCCACGUAACCCUCAUGCCAGUUCAAACCCUUACGCUUUCGUCGAGUUUCGAAGCCAACGCCAUGCCGAAGAUGCCUACUACGAUAUGCAUGGAAGGUACUUUGAGGGAUCUCGCUUGAGCAUUCAGUGGGCAAAGAAUCCCCCUUCUUCUGUUUGGCGGUACGAGAGGCGUUCUUCUCCUCCUCAUCGUUCAGGUCGUGAUCGUGAGCGUUCUCGAAGCCCCCCUCGUCGUCGCUCCGAAAGAGACAACAGGGAUGACCGCGACCGUCAUGACGACCGUGACAGAGACCGCGAACGCGAACGUGACCGUGAUGUCGACAGGGAGAGGGACAGGAGGAGGCGGAGCAGGAGCCCUGAUAGGAGAAGGAGUCCUUCCCCUGACAGAAGGAGGCAUGACCACGCGCGUACUCCUCCAAUGGAAGAUCACAAGAAAGAUGAUGAUCGUGAUUUGCAGCCGCGCACCCCGAAUCCGUACGCGCAGUAAAAAUUAUGCCAGGUUACACAGUGACAUGAGUAAACUCCUCUCUCUGUCUCUUCGUUCAAAAAUAAUCCUUAGACUCUGUUCUUCUACUCGUAGUGACUUUUUUGUGAAUGUUGUAGCCGCGUUUUGUUAGAUGUUAAUGUCACAGUUGCCCUCUGAUUUCUUUUGUCCUUGCCAAGUUAGUUAUCAUAUGAGAAGAUCUAGGCCCACCCAUAUAAAAGCGCUCGUGCACAUG